AUGAAUGUUUUAAAAAAUAAAGUAAGCGUCAGUUUAAUUCAAUUAGCAGGUUCUACACCAGAUAAAUUACAUAAUCUAAAACAUGCCCAUGAUUUGAUUGCCAAAUGUAUGGAGAAGUAUCCAAAGACUCAGGUUAUUGUUCUUCCAGAAUGUUAUAAUUCACCAUAUGCUGUAGAUAAGUUUAGAGAAUAUAGCGAAGUUGUUGAAAUCAAGGAAAGUUCACCAAGUGUUUACCAAAUGUCAAAUUGGGCCAAAUAUUUCAAAAUUGUCUUGGUUGGUGGCUCCAUUCCAGAACUUGACCCAAAAAGUAACAAAGUUUACAAUACAUGUAUUGUCUUUGAUGCCAAUGGCAAAAUUUUGAAUAAGCAUAGGAAAGCACAUUUGUUUGAUAUUGAUAUUCCAAAUGGUAUCACUUUUCAAGAAAGCGCCACUCUAUCUGGAGGUACUCAAAUUACAAUUGUAGAUACCGAACUACCAAAGCGUGAUAGUACUGUUGGUCAAAAAGAGUUUAAAUUUGGUGUUGGUAUUUGUUAUGAUAUGAGAUUCCCAGAAUUAGCUAUGAUUAGCAGUAGAAAAGGUUGCAGUUGUAUGAUUUAUCCAUCUGCUUUUAAUACAGUUACUGGUCCCUUACAUUGGCACUUGUUGGCACGUAGUAGAAGCAUUGAUAAUGAAAUUUAUACUAUUUUAUGUUCACCAGCAAGAAGUAGUGACAAGUCUGUUUAUCAAGCGUAUGGUCAUUCUUUGGUAUGCUCUCCUAUGGGUGAAAUAUUAUGUGAAGCUAAAGAAGGUGAAGAAAUCUUAAAUUGUGAAUUGGAUCCUGAAGCUAUUAAUAAGGCUAGAGUGAGCAUUCCUAUUAAUUUUCAAAGAAGAUUUGAUAUGUAUCCAGACGUUUCUACUAAUAAGUAA
Saccharomycodes ludwigii is the source of this 906-nucleotide messenger RNA. RefSeq names its product putative hydrolase (gene NIT3). Gene Ontology annotation, molecular function: omega-amidase activity. The transcript has a single exon. NCBI's taxonomy places the organism in Eukaryota, Fungi, Ascomycota, Saccharomycetes, Saccharomycodales, Saccharomycodaceae. Gene Ontology annotation, cellular component: mitochondrion. The record is from RefSeq and is a predicted model, not a curated record. Gene Ontology annotation, biological process: L-glutamine metabolic process; oxaloacetate metabolic process. Bases 1 to 906 code for a protein of 301 amino acids.